This is a messenger RNA of Blepharisma stoltei, 252 nucleotides long. Lineage: Eukaryota; Ciliophora; Heterotrichea; Heterotrichida; Blepharismidae. The record is from the annotation of a GenBank genome assembly.
AUGGAAAUAUAUCUCGUGAAGAUAAAGAUGCCCAUUUUAUCAAUCAACCUGUGUAAGCUAUACCAAUUAGUUAAGUCUAUUGCUCAAAUGAAGGGUGAUUUUAUCUUUCGAAGAAAGAAAGACGAUGCGGAUAUCUAUUAUUUGCAGAAUGUUAGAGCAUUAAAUUAUAAGUAUGAAUGCUAUAUAUCAAAAUGUGAAUGAAGGCUAAUAGUUUUAAAACCUCCUGCUCAGAUAGGUUUUAGCACCACCUAA